Molecule: messenger RNA, 573 nt
Organism: Nicotiana tabacum (common tobacco)
Lineage: Eukaryota; Viridiplantae; Streptophyta; Magnoliopsida; Solanales; Solanaceae
Source: RefSeq, a predicted model, not a curated record
AUGGUGGAAGUAGCAACUAAGCAUGGAAGGCAUUUAGAGCAUAUAACAGUUAAGAUAAGGAAGGAGAUAAUUAAGAAAAAGCGGAAAAUUAGGGAACACAAAAACGUGAUUAGUGCUUACGCGCCUCAAGCGAGACUAAGCGAGGAAGUCAAGAGGCGCUCUUGGGUUGAUUUGGACGAGGUUGUGCGUGGUAUCCCACAAUCCGAGAAGAUUUUCAUAGAGGUUGACUUUAACGGUCAUGUUGGGGAGAUGGCUAGGGGUUAUGACGAGGUGCAUGGCUGGUUUGGUUUUGGGGUUAGGAACGAGGGCGGUACUUCGUUGUUGGAGUUUGCUAGAGCUUUUGACUUGGUGCUAGCUAACACGGGUUUUAAGAAGAGGGAGGAACACUUGGUCAAUUUUCGGAGUAGUGUAGCCAAGACUCAGAUUGAUUUUCUUCUCAUCCGGAGAGGUGAUAAGAGCCUUUGUACGAAUUGCAAGGUUAUCCCGAGUGAGUGUUUGUUGACGCAGCAUAGGCUCUUGGUGAUGGACUUGGAGGUCAAGGUAGCUAGGAAGAAGAGAGCGGUGUUCGGCUAA